This is a messenger RNA of Megalops cyprinoides (Indo-Pacific tarpon), 551 nucleotides long. RefSeq names its product small integral membrane protein 15. The record is from RefSeq and is a predicted model, not a curated record. NCBI's taxonomy places the organism in Eukaryota, Metazoa, Chordata, Actinopteri, Elopiformes, Megalopidae. The transcript has 2 exons. The coding region runs from base 81 to 305 and encodes 74 amino acids.
GGCGACGUGAGCAGGUACCGCUUGGUACUCUUUGGAGCUAACUCAUUACUGGGUGUUUCCAGGGGGAUUCCAGGGGAGAGAUGAUUGACGUGAAGGCCUGGGCGGAGUACGUGGUGGAGUGGGCGGCCAAAGACCCCUACGGCUUCCUAACCACUGUGAUCCUGGCACUCACUCCGCUGUUCAUCGCCAGCGCCCUGUUGUCAUGGAAGCUCGCCAAGAUGAUCGAGGCCAGGGACCGCGAACAAAGGAAGAAGCAGAAACGGCAAGAGAACAUCGCCAAAGCAAAGAGGCCCAAGAAAGACUGAGCGGUUCUAUGGGGGUGUGGAGCAACUGGGGUGAUCUACAAGGACACCACCCCCCCUUCCAAAAGGAGCCAUGGAGAAGUUUACACAGAGGUUACAUGCGAGGGAAAGGAGGGACAGGAGAGACAGGGCAAUGUCGGCUAGCCUCCCUCGCCAGGUGAAAUCCACUGCUGAUCUCAAGUCUACUAUGUUGCCAUUGCUUUGCAUUCCAUUGGUAAUACUGCAUACUUAAAAGGUUCUUUUAUAAGC